AUGGCUGAUACUGCGCGUCCAAUGCUGCCCCUUUAUCAGCGCAGCUACGAUCUGGACUCGGAAGUGGGUCUGCCAGUCGUGCCCAAGGAGUGUCCAAUUGUGCGCUUACCCUAUGCACCUGUACAGGACGGCCAUAUAAUGGGCAACUGUGCGGAAUACAAAACACGGAAAGCGGUCAAAUUGCAGCAAUUGCAAGAUUUAACAGCAGUGAAAGCUACCGAAGUUUGGGAUCAAAAAUUGGUAGUGGUGGCCAGUCAGGAGGAGCGUUUUAUGGCGCUUAAGCCUAUUAAUGGAUUGCCACCCACGGAUCUCACGCCACCACAGUAUGUAUUCUGGGAAUGCGUUGGACGAGCUCGUUACAAUGGCGAGACUACAGCUGGACCUUGGUCACUGACGCAGUAUUUCAAAGACAGCAGCUUUAUCUUUCAUUUGAAAUCAAAGUUCUUGCAAAUGCAGCUACUGGCGGUGCAAAGUUAUCCGGAACGACAUAAUGGACGCACUAUUAACUCCAUACUGAUAAUGCUGCCCAGAUUUUAUAGCAUUUACAAGAGUCAUAUGCAGCGCCUGCUGGAAAAGCUAUAUGUACAACUUAAGCAGCGUCCCAACGGGCAAAUUGCCGUCACUGAAAUAGUUGAGCAUUUGGACGACUUAACCAAUGCUCAGCUAAAAAAGCUAAUGACUGCUCAUCAUUUUCGACGGUUUUAUGAGACUACACAGGUUCUAAAGCCAUCCAGUAAGGAGACAGGAAAACCACGCAAGGUGACCGUGCUACAGCUGCGCAAUCCUCAGCUUAAGUUCGAGGAACUCAAUCUAACGCAGUGCGCUGAGGCGAAGGAGGAAAAGCAGUCGGUGGAUUUUCUUAGCCGACAGCAUGCCUAUGUGGAUAUGCCCCUAGAGCACGAAUGCCUGCGCGCCAUCCUGCACUUUGGAGCACGUGGUCUGAGCACCAUCGAGAUGGCCCAAUAUGUGGGCAUUAACAUGCAGAUAGCACGCGCUGUUAUUAAGUACUUGCAAAAUGAGCAACGCAUUAAGGACUAUUUUGAGUCAAAGGGCAAGACACGCAUAGUGCGCUAUGUGGCUGGAACACAGGCAGCAGCAGCUUUGCAACUGGAGCAGGAGCAGCUUGAGCAGACGGCCCAGCAGAUACAAUGCAAAGAGGAACCGCAUAUUUCUGACAAUGUGGACAUAGUAUUCAGCGAUUUGCCAGAGAUAAGCGCCAAUCUGCGUCAGUUAUUCGAAGAUAUGUUGGUCAAACGUGGCGGCGGUUCUGAGUCUAAGCGUCAAUUGCAACGCAAACAGUUGAUCGUGCAGCAAAUUGACAAAAAGUGCAUAUUGCAAACACACGAAUUAAUCAAGUUCAUAACAGAAUCGGAGCGUAAUGCCGGCUGCAAGGAAAUGAUAUGCCGCAAAUCGCUGCUCCGCUUGCUGUUUCGCAUGCAACAAGCGGAGCUGUUGAAUGUGUAUGAGUUGACGUUGCAACAUGAGCAACGCCUGCGCUUGUAUCGCCUGGUAACGCAUCCAAAGAUUCACAUGCAACAUGAGCAUCUGCAAAGAGAGUUGCUGCGGUUUAAGCACAACUUUCGGCUGACGAAUGAUGAACGCUUGAGCCGCUCCGAGAAUCAGCCAAGCAAAGCACAAACACAGCGCAAAUUGCAACAACCAGCGUCGGCGUCGGCAGCAGUUCGCCAGAGUUCGGUGCCCAAGUUGCUGCUCGCACGUACUAUGCACGAAUUUCUUCACUAUUUGGUGCGUGAGCAGCCAGCGCAGCAGCAGCCUCUAAAUCUUACUACGGAACUAUUGCAGCAUUGGCAGCGCACGGAGCCUGCGUUGCCAGUGCGUGAAUAUCUAGAGGAGUGGCAAACAGAGCAGCCGCACGUCUCACCCUACACGCAGGAAAUAAACUGGCGCACAUUUAUACCGCCCUUACCUAGCUAUGAACAAAAGCCUGCUGGCUGGCUAUUUUUUAUGGAUGCCGUAGAUCGCUUGCCGCUGUCGCUUGUCAUGCGUAUUUUUCGUUUGGAUCGUGAGGUCAGCGAGCAGCUACGUCCACUGCUGCAGCAUCCAGUACGUCAGCAUUACUUGCUGCGCCAGCUAAGCCAGCGGACUCUUAUACCAAGACUGCGACUGUACCAGCUGCUGGCCAGCACACUCAGGCUCCUCAAUCAUAUGGGACUGCUACAAGUGAGCACGCAGCAGGUGGGACGCGACACGCUGCAUUGUUGGGUUUAUCUGAAUGCACGCAGCACGUUGCUGGAGACUACUACGAGCGCGGGACACAACUACAAUCGUAUUAGCAGCGAAUGCAAAUACGAGCAGUUGAAGUUUGAGUUUACGCAACGCUCGGAUCUAGCCGAGUACUGGGCCAAGCUGCAGCAUGUGUGCGUCUAUACGAAGUUGGGCUUUCGCAAGCACAAGCAGAAGCGUGAGCCCAAGCGUCAUCAGCCCUUGAGCUUUGUCAGCAGCGUUGAGUUUGAGCAGGCGCCACAGCUGGAUGUGGGCAGCGUGCCAGGCGAUCGGUUAGGCGCUGGCGGUCUAGACUCUGGGCUCUUUGCGCAUCAGCUCCGUCAUUGGUCUUGGGUCAAGAGGAGCAGCAAGGAGCUUAGCCCUGGCAAGGCUAGCAGCUCUCGAGCUACCAGCGCUGGACCAUUGCCCGCACGCAAGCGCAUUAGUCUCAUGCGCCUAAAGCUUAUGCCCAAGACGCAAUCAAAGAAAUCACGCAAUGCCAAGUCGACAGAUGAGGCACGAAAACGCAAGGCGGGUCCGCGCGAUGACAUUGAUCGCGAUGCUCUGCGUAACAUGCGCACUUUGCGGGUCACCUGGUCCAACGCAGAGGACAAGCUGCUCAAGCUCGGCCGCGCCGUCUAUUUGUUUAUUGAUGCGCCUUUGUUAGCUGUCGCGCUCUUCCAUGUGGGCACCAUUUGCCGUGAUGUCAUCCGUCAGUAUUUGGGCAUUUGCAACAAGACCACGCAGGCUUGUGUGCGUCGCAUGCAGUUCCUUAUACGCAUGAAGCGCGAUCUGCCCGAUGUGCCCAAUUGGGUCUACAUUAUGCAAACGCACGCCGAGUUUACUUCCCUCUACAACGAACAUUUUCUGGCGGAUCUCAAGCGGGAGUAUCCCACACGCACUGAGUUCAACGAUGCGCUGCUCAUUCAUUUCGUGCUGAUUCUCAACAAGCUGCAUCGCUUGGUUAACGCUGUGAACAUGGUACGUCGUCAGUUUCUUCUGCCCGAUAAUCUGGAAGAUUACCAACGCCGCUUCAGGGAGUGCAUACCAUUAAAUGCCGAAGUCGAGCAGCUCUUCUAUGCAGAUCCCACAACUGAAACAGAGCUACAAGUAACCGUAGCUAUAGGCGUGUUGCACAGCAUUCUCUGCUGCGCCAAGGACAAGACGCUCUUCAAUCUGCAAGCCUUUGAGAUAUACAAGCACUUCUCAGAGGACGUGCUCAAUGCGGCAUUCACCAAGGCGCGCACGGACUCCUUGCUGGUGGCAGUCAAGCGUCGCAAUAUACAGACCAUUACUCGCCAGAUGUCGGGUCCGGCGCACCUGCUUAGCUCCAAGUACAAGUAUCGAUUGGUGUAUCAGCGUCUCAACCAUGUGAUCUAUGAUGCAUACUAUGUGUGUGAGCAACACUUGCUCAAGGAGCAACUGCAGCUGAGUUCGCCUAAUUUUGCGCAGUUCCUGUUGCUGGGCGAAUGGCUGGCCAACCGACGGCUCAAGCUGGUGCUGCAGCUUCCAGCCAAUAUACUCACCGUGGACACCAGCAGCAUGUCGCAUCAACGGGGCACGGCCACAGAUCGCAUAUUGGAUCAUUAUAGCAGCAUAUUUGACAACGCACCGCAGACGGAGUACGCCAAGCGCUUGGAGACCGAGUGCAGCAGUCGACAGACAGCUCGGGUGCGCUUCCAUCCCGCCAAUAUAAGCUAUCGCAUUCAGAGCAGUCCCUAUAACCAGCUCUCCAAGCUACCGCUGCGCGCUAUGCACUUCUUCUGUGCCGUGGACUCGCUUGGACAGUCUGUGAACAUAAGCAGCGCACGCUUGGAGCAGGGCGAGUGUCCCUUUUGCUGCAUCAUGCGCAGCGGCAAUUACCUCAAUGCUGUGGAACGCAUCGUCUAUGAGCAUCGCGCUGUCUUCAAGCAGCUGGCAGCGGAUGCCUUUGCCAUUGUGCCGUUAGACCUGCAGCUGGGCAGCUCUACAGCGGCUAGCACUACAGUGACCGUUUCAACGGGUAACCUGAUGACUCUGGUGCAGCAGCUGGAAGCCUAUUGGCGCCAGCAGCAGCAAGCGCAGGAGUGCAAGGAUGUAGGCAAAGUACUGGCCGAACGCACGCUCUAUAAGUUAACCAAUUGGCGCACGUUGUGCAGUGAUCUCCUGGACUAUGAGGCGGGCAAACAGGAGACGGAACGCACACAGGAGUAUGAGCCAGCGUUGAAUAAAGAGGAGCGUGCCCGCGUCCAAGAUGUGUUUGUUGUGCAUCUGCCCACUAUACAACUGGAGCAGGCAGAGCAACAACAAGAGCGUGUGAAGCAACAGGAAGAGACUCGCAGAACUGUGCUUGAUAAGGUGGCCAAAGCCACGUAUUGGCGCUAUACGGACAACACCUUCGAGACGCUGCUGCUCACAUUGGAAGACAAAAGUUAUGACCAGAAUGCCAUACGACAUAUGCGUGAGAUUUUGGAACACAUAGAGCAGCGACCAUUGGGGGUACCGGGCACAGAACUGCGACGUAGUUUUCCCCUGGGCAAAUUUCUGCUGCUGGCACUACAUGAGCUGGCUGAACAUGAUCUCAUCAAGCGUGUAGGCGUGGCUAAUCAAAUGUAUGUGCACAAGACGCACAUGCGCAACUGGGUCGUGCACACAUUUCACAUCAAGCGUUUGGAGAGGGAGCGCGUGCAGACCCAGGUGGCUGUCGCUCCGGCCACACCGCAAGCUGUAGCGGGACAGAAGCGUAAGCUGGCAGAGUUGAAAGAGGUGCCCGAGCAGCCCAGUACUAGCAAACAGGCCAAACUGGCAGUGGAAAUAAAUAGCAGCGAGGAUACCGAAAGCGAUGAGCUGCUCACCCGCAACACGCGACGCUCUAAGCGUUGUAAGACUGCCAAAGAGAAUAAGACAGAAGCUAAUAGCUCCACAUCAGAGGAUACACGCGAUGUAAUCGUAAUGCGUCCACAGCCUUGGAUACGUGUAAAUGCCUCGCUAAAUCGCCGUGUGCUGGAUCGCUGGAUGGGAACUCUGCUCAGCGAGUGCAUUUCUCACAAUGGGUGUACUGUGCACAGCUUAUGCUUGCGCUUUCCUCAUUUGACGCCAGUGGAUGUUAUGUUUUUGCUCGAGUUGCUUUAUGAUUUGGGUUGCAUACAUUUGAUGGAGCUAGAGCCGCCUACGCUGCAUGUGGAGACCUCCUUCGAGUAUGAGCUAAAGGAGCAACAGGUUACGGAGCUAUAUGACCCGGCUUAUACGUAUGUGAAGGUGCAUAGUGACGCCAUUGGAAGCCUGACUGGAUUUGUAGGUCUGAAGAAAUACAAUUCAGAGUUUAUCUAAUUUUAGUUUAAACUAAGCAAACACGCUCGAAACAUAUUCAGAUAUGCCGAAGUAAGAGAUUCCAAAUUUCUUCGACUUCAUUAAUGCAGGCAGAAUAA
Molecule: messenger RNA, 5630 nt
Organism: Drosophila busckii
Lineage: Eukaryota; Metazoa; Arthropoda; Insecta; Diptera; Drosophilidae
Exons: 6
Coding region: 1-5532 (1843 amino acids)
Biological process (GO): 5S class rRNA transcription by RNA polymerase III; transcription initiation at RNA polymerase III promoter
Cellular component (GO): transcription factor TFIIIC complex
Molecular function (GO): DNA binding
Source: RefSeq, a predicted model, not a curated record